This is a messenger RNA of Oppia nitens, 1075 nucleotides long. RefSeq lists its product as uncharacterized. NCBI's taxonomy places the organism in Eukaryota, Metazoa, Arthropoda, Arachnida, Sarcoptiformes, Oppiidae. Gene Ontology annotation, molecular function: FMN binding; oxidoreductase activity. The coding region runs from base 17 to 1075 and encodes 352 amino acids. The transcript has 5 exons. The record is from RefSeq and is a predicted model, not a curated record.
AUCUAUUUUUAAAAAAAUGACACCAAUACAAUUAUCUAAACAUUUAUUAAACAUUACCGAUAUUGAGGCCGAGGCCAGUCGACUUAUGGAGCCCGGACUCAGAAGCAAUGUAAAUGAUGGGGUGCUUAACAAUGAGACACUGGAGGCUAACGUCGAUGCUUUCAAACAGCUGCGUAUACGUCCCCGAUAUAUGGUGGACGUGUCACAGCGUGACCUAAGUGUCAAAGUGGUCGGCGGCGAUACUAUACCGAUGCCGAUAGCAGGUUCGCCAUCAGCUUUGCACAAACGUUUUCAUCCGGACGGCGAGUUCGCAACCGGCAAAGGUAUUCGUCAAAAGAGCACAGUUAUGAUUUUGAGCAGUUAUUCGUCGAUUACUAUCGAGGAGUUGGCCGCUGCCGAACCCGAUCUAAUCAAAUGGUUUCAAAUGUAUAUAUAUUGUGAUCGUAAUAUGACUAUAGAUUUGGCUCAGCGAGCAAAACAAUCGGGUUAUCGGGCACUGGUACUAACUGUUGACUAUACCACACGAGGUCGCAGAUAUCAUGACAUUAAAAAUCAAUUCAAAAACAUUUACCCAAAAGUCAACUAUAAUAGGUAUAAUGUUUCCCAACUAAGCAAAGUUGUAGCAAAAGACAACGUUUGGCGAGAUAUCCGGUGGUUAAAGGAGACGACAGGACUGCCGAUUGUCAUCAAAGGCAUACUGACUGCUGAAGAUGCGAGACUGGCUGUAGAUAACGGUGCCGAUGCUAUAUUAGUGUCCAAUCACGGAGGACGACAAUUGGACGGAUCACCGGCUACUUUGGAAGCGCUUCCCGAGAUAGUCGAAGCAGUUGGCCGUGAAGUUGACGUCUAUAUGGACGGCGGUGUCCGUACCGGUGCCGAUGUUUUCAAAGCAUUAGCCAUUGGCGCUAAAGUUGUGUUUGUCGGUCGACCCGUAUGUUGGGGACUCAUAUGCAACGGUUCCGAUGGUGUCAGACAAGUGUUAGACAUUUUGUACAAUGAAUUAGACAAUUAUAUGACAAUUGCCGGCACACCCACUGUCGGGGAUAUUACUAGAAAUCAUAUCCGAUAUACAUAA